GUGACCAUUACUGCGUACAAAGAGUUGCCUAAAAUAGAGAGCUUUUGUAAGGCGGGAAGACAGGCGAGGGACGAGGUGGGGGCGGGGCGGUCGCCGGCUGCCCGGCGGCUCAGUCGCGCCGCGCCUCACAGCCGCCUCGCACGCCGCAUCACGGAGCGUGCCUCUCGGACAGCGCACGCGCACGCGAUACCUCCCCCGCCGCGCCCCCCACACUACACGUGCACAAAAUACCAGUGGAAGUCUACAGAUGGUAUCGGCCCCACAUUGAAUACAGUUUCACAAUGCAAGAACAAAGUUCGUCGAGAUCCAGCAAGUCCACGUUAAACUCUUUGGAAAGCGCCAUCAUCAAGCUGAAGAACAAUUUGCAGAUACAGGACACCAAAACAACAGACAUGAACGGUUUGUUGGCAGCUGACCCACCGUCGCCUCAUGCGGAUACAAAAACAAAUGCAAGUAAGAGCCCUAGUUCUUCUCCAUCCACAAACAUUAACUUAUCAAUUGCAUCAGCGGCCUUGUUACAAGAAAACAUGCUUCAAAGAUCACUACAGGGAGUAGUUAUAUCACUUCAAAAUGCAAUGAUGAAUUCAUUACAACAAGCAGCAUUGUUACCAUCAAACUCUGCUGCUGCAGCCGCAUUAAAUUUACAAGCUUUGGAAUCUUAUUUGACUCUACAACGUUUGACAUCAGUAUCGUCGGUAAACAACACAACCCAACCUAACACAUCGGAGAAUAGUUCAUCAUCUAAACAAGAUAUUUUGAGGAUAGCGACGGCAAGUGCAAAGAUAAGUGAAAUAGAUGCAUCGGAAACAUCGAAGGAAUUUUCUCCAAAAACACCUGAGGAAUACCCACUAUCUGACGCCAUUGCUGCAGAAGAUGUCGAUUUAUCCGAAGAAGUAGAAGAAGACUUGGCCCUCUUAGAUAAUGAAGAUGAAUUCACAUUAGAGCAACACUUAGAAUCAACAUCAAAAGGAUACGCGUAUAGUUCAUCACAGAAUCUAGAUAACGGAUACCCCAGUCUUCUUAUGAAUGCAAUGUAUCAACAGCAAAUGAAUGGAAGUCCAUCACAGGCGCCGUUGUCACCGCAAGCCUCGAACUCUUCAAAGUCAACAAACAGCUCAACAUCAUCGACCGGCAGUAGUGUAUCGAAUAAACAGAAGACUGGAGCAAGUGGGCCUAGAACGAAGAAACAAUUUAUUUGCAAAUUCUGUAACCGACAGUUCACCAAGUCGUAUAACUUACUCAUUCAUGAAAGGACGCACACAGAUGAACGACCAUAUUCCUGUGACAUUUGCGGGAAAGCUUUCCGACGGCAAGACCACCUGAGAGACCACAGGUACAUCCAUUCGAAGGAAAAGCCAUUCAAAUGUCUUGAAUGUGGCAAGGGCUUCUGUCAGUCAAGAACGUUAGCUGUCCACAAAAUCCUUCACAUGGAGGAGUCACCCCACAAGUGUCCUGUCUGCAGCCGAAGUUUCAAUCAAAGGUCAAAUCUGAAGACGCAUUUACUGACACACACGGACAUAAAGCCAUACAACUGUUCGUCAUGCGGGAAAGUUUUUAGAAGAAACUGUGACUUGAGACGUCACAGUCUGACACACAACCUCGUUGGAAUUUCCUCAGUAAACACAUCUCCCAGUGGAAGUAAUGGAAAGAGUCCUUUGCUUAAUCCCAACUUCCCAAUCGACAGUUUAGAUACAGAAGAUGAGAAUUAGUUGUUUUGUUUUUAGUGGCAAAUGUGAAAAGACUGAUAUUUUUACUCCUAAAACGGUGCCUUCUAGUAUUAAGACUUAGUUUACUGAUGCCACAAAAGCCUUAUUUAUUAGUUAAGAAAAGAAAAUUAAUUUUGGUUGCCUAACGGAUGUUGCCUUUAGUGUGAAAUUAAUUACAUAUUUAUGAUCUAAAUUCCAUGUUAAUUGUAUUUUCUUUUCUUUUAUUAUUCAUUUAGGGAGUGUUAAAUAGAUUCUAUCUUUGUGUUUGGCAGUGGCAAUUUUGUGUAGAAAUAUAUUCUUGGAAUAUCCUUAGGACGUUUGGGUUUUAGUAUUAUUUAGUUGUAUUUGUUUCUUUAAAUCCUGUAAAUUUUCUGAUCUCAUUUUGUGUCUGUAAAUAUAAAUUAUAGCUAAGUCAAUUUGUGCAUUCCGUCCACCUUACUGUUUAUGUAAAAAUGUUUAAUGUUUAUAAGGGUUGUGUAAAAUAAAUGUCUUCCUAUAUUUGGGGAUUAUGAAGAUCGAAUGUUAUUCGGAAUCUUUCUCAAAACUUUUGUAUUAUCUUGUUUAGAUUUUAUU
Helicoverpa armigera (cotton bollworm) is the source of this 2279-nucleotide messenger RNA. It is a transcript of the gene sob, whose product is annotated as protein sister of odd and bowel. Bases 282 to 1709 code for a protein of 475 amino acids. The transcript has 2 exons. Gene Ontology annotation, biological process: embryonic hindgut morphogenesis; regulation of transcription by RNA polymerase II; embryo development. Gene Ontology annotation, cellular component: nucleus. Gene Ontology annotation, molecular function: DNA-binding transcription factor activity, RNA polymerase II-specific; RNA polymerase II transcription regulatory region sequence-specific DNA binding. NCBI's taxonomy places the organism in Eukaryota, Metazoa, Arthropoda, Insecta, Lepidoptera, Noctuidae. The record is from RefSeq and is a predicted model, not a curated record.